Molecule: messenger RNA, 771 nt
Organism: Vigna radiata var. radiata (mung bean)
Lineage: Eukaryota; Viridiplantae; Streptophyta; Magnoliopsida; Fabales; Fabaceae
Exons: 6
Coding region: 1-771 (256 amino acids)
Biological process (GO): L-valine biosynthetic process
Cellular component (GO): mitochondrion; chloroplast
Molecular function (GO): ketol-acid reductoisomerase activity
Source: RefSeq, a predicted model, not a curated record
AUGCACACCACCACUGCCACCAACCCCAGCACCCCGUCAGCAGCUCGCCGCCUAACUUGGUUGGCUCUACGGCGGCGUCUUCCACCUCGCCCGCACUGCGCAUCGUCGGAUCGUGGACUCAGCGUCGCUGCGGGGCGACUCGUCGCAGCUCUACCGCACGAUCUGCGUCUUCUUCGUGGUGGUGAUUGUGCUCUUGGGGUUCGAGCUCAUCGCCGUCGUUUACGCCUCCAGAUUUCACUUUCGGUAAACACUAUAAUUUCCAUUUUCCUUGUUCUUGAAUUUGGGUUUGGUGCUCUUGGGGUUCUAUGCAUAGCCGGUGUGAGAUUCUUGUGGAUUCUGAUAACUGGAAGAAACAGAAAAACUGCAGCAAUUGGUAGCCAUGCCAUGAGAAAAAUGAGGAAUUUAGAGUCAUCUUCGUACAAGGGACCUGCCCAGGCUCAAAAUCUCAGGGACUCGCUUGCUGAAGCAAAGUCCGACAUUGUGGUCAAGAUUAGACUCAAAAAAGGUUCUUGUUCCUUUGCUGAAGCUCGGGCAGCCGGGUUUACUGAGGAGAAUGGGACUCUUGGUGACAUAUGGGAAACUGUCUCGGGCAGUGAUCUUGUGAUGUUGUUAAUUUCUGAUUCCGCACAGUAUACACGUUAUUCUGCAUUGCGCGAUAAUAACAAUAAGGUUUUUCGAGUAUCAGUUUCUUGUAAUAAAAUUGCUGGGUGCUAUUUUGAUUAUGCAAUGCUUAGAGGAGAAUUGGGCAUGAGUUGCUAUGAAAGUUUGUAA